Molecule: messenger RNA, 3556 nt
Organism: Cercospora beticola
Lineage: Eukaryota; Fungi; Ascomycota; Dothideomycetes; Mycosphaerellales; Mycosphaerellaceae
Gene: MTR4
Product: ATP-dependent RNA helicase MTR4
Biological process (GO): RNA catabolic process; maturation of 5.8S rRNA
Cellular component (GO): nucleus
Molecular function (GO): RNA binding; RNA helicase activity; ATP binding
Source: RefSeq, a predicted model, not a curated record
CUGGCACAGCCAACGGCCCUGCCACACCGACACCAGGCUGCGCGACGAUGGACGACGACUUGUUCGACGUGUUCGAGGACAAGCCUCAGGCGGCCAACACCAAAAAGGCCGGCAAGAAGAGGUCACUGAAUGGUGAUGUCAAGCAGAAUGGCGGCGACACGAACAUGACCGACGCUUCGAGUGUGUCUCCAGCAGCAGUCGGUUCGAAGACCGACGCGAGAGACUUCGCUGGAGACGCCAAUGGCGACACGCCGCAAGGAGACGACACCGAUGCCCGCGGGCAGAAGCGACCACGAUUGGAGGACGAACCAGAGCCGGUCGUGACAGAUGAGUUCGAGACAGAACAGCAGCGCGAGGUCGCGGCGGCGGCAGGGUUACAGGCACAACAAGAGGGCAGUGCCGUGACGAUCAAGCAUCAAGUGCGCCAUCAAGUGUCCCUGCCGCCGGACUGCGAAUAUGUGCCCAUUUCACAACACAAGCGGCCAGAGAAUCCGGCGCGCGUUUGGCCCUUCGCCCUCGAUCCUUUCCAGGAGGUCUCGAUUGCAUCCAUCGAGCGAAACGAGAGUGUAUUGGUCUCGGCACACACUUCAGCAGGAAAGACUGUGGUGGCAGAAUAUGCGAUCGCGCAAUGCCUGAAGAACAACCAGCGUGUCAUCUACACGAGUCCCAUCAAGGCGCUCAGCAACCAGAAGUACCGUGAAUUCCAGGCGGAGUUCGGCGAUUGUGGGUUGAUGACCGGAGAUGUCACCAUCAACCCUACAGCGACCUGCUUGGUCAUGACGACUGAGAUUUUGCGAUCUAUGCUGUACCGCGGCAGCGAGAUCAUGCGCGAGGUCGCGUGGGUGGUCUUUGACGAGGUACACUACAUGAGAGACAAGACACGAGGUGUUGUGUGGGAAGAGACAAUCAUCCUGCUUCCCGACAAGGUUCGCUACGUCUUCCUGUCCGCCACUAUCCCCAACGCCAUGCAGUUCGCCGAGUGGAUCACCAAGACGCAUAAUCAACCAUGCCACGUGGUGUACACCGACUUCCGACCUACGCCUCUUCAACACUACUUCUUCCCAGCUGGUGCCGACGGCAUUCAUCUGAUUGUCGAUGAGAAGGCUGUGUUCAAGGAGGAGAACUUCAACAAGGCUAUGGCCGCCAUCGCAGAGAAAGCCGGCGACGAUGGGUCCGAUCCAAUGGCGAAGCGCAAAGGCAAGGGCAAAGACAAGAAGACGAAUAAGGGAGGCCGCAAAGAUGGUCCGACUGACAUCUACAAGAUCGUCAAGAUGAUCAUGAUGAAGAACUACAAUCCCGUCAUCGUCUUUUCCUUCUCGAAGCGCGAGUGCGAGAACUAUGCUCUGCAAAUGUCUCAACUGGCGUUCAACGACGAAUCUGAAAAGGCGAUGGUGUCGAAAGUCUUUGACUCGGCCAUCGAGAUGUUGUCAGAGGAAGACAAGCAGCUUCCGCAGAUUCAGCACAUUCUGCCACUUCUCCGUCGUGGUAUUGGUAUUCACCACUCAGGUCUGCUGCCCAUCCUCAAGGAGACCAUCGAGAUUCUGUUCCAGGAAGGCCUGAUCAAGGUCCUGUUUGCGACAGAAACCUUCUCCAUUGGUCUCAACAUGCCUGCCAAGACAGUCGUGUUCACGUCUGUGCGCAAGUUUGACGGGAUUACGCAGCGAUGGGUGACACCUUCGGAGUUCAUUCAAAUGUCUGGCCGUGCUGGUCGUCGUGGUCUUGAUGAGCGUGGUAUUGUGAUCAUGAUGAUCGACGAAAAGAUGGACCCACCAGUCGCCAAAGAGAUCGUCAAGGGCGAACAAGAUAAGCUCAACUCGGCAUUCCAUCUUGGUUACAACAUGAUUCUCAAUCUGAUGCGUGUCGAAGGAAUCAGUCCGGAAUUCAUGUUGGAGCGCUGCUUCUUCCAAUUCCAGAAUGCAGCAUCUGUCUCCGGCCUUGAGAAGCAACUCAUUGAGCUUGAGCAGAAGCGUGCAGAUGUGAUCAUCGAGGACGAGCCACAGGUGAAGGAAUACUACGAUCUCAGGCAGAAUCUGGACACUUAUUCUGCUGAAAUGAAGCAGGUUAUUACCCAUCCGCAAUAUCUGUGCAAGUUCUUGCAAUCCGGUCGCCUGGUUAAGGUGAAAUACAAGAACUACGACUUUGGCUGGGGCGCGGUCGUUAAUUUCGUCCGCGUCAAGCCAGGCCGAGGUCAGAACGAAGACGACGUUCAAGCUGGGCAGUCUGUGAUCGUCGACGUGCUUCUCAACGUUGCUGCAGACAGUACCUCAGUCCCUUCAAGCCAGCUCAAGGACGAUUUGCCACCUGGAGUCCGGCCUUGCGCACCUGGCGAGAAGGGCAAGAUGGAAGUCGUACCAGUUAUGAACGGCAUCAUCGACAGCGUGGGUCAUCUUCGCGUGUUUCUGCCCAAUGAUCUUAGAACAACCGAACAACGAAACACCGUACGAAAGGCCCUCGAGGAAGUGGCUCGCCGCUUUCCAGAUGGCGUCGCGAUUCUCGACCCGAUCGAGAAUAUGGGCAUCAACGAUGAUGGCUUCAAAAAGCUACUGCGCAAGAUCGAGGUGCUCGAGCACAAGCUGCUCUCGCAUCCGCUUCACAAGAGCGAGAGACUGGACGAACUCUACGACCAGUACGCGUCCAAGAUCGCUAUUACGAAUGAGAUCAAAGAGGCGCGAAAGAAGAUGUCGGAUGCGAUGGCUGUUCUUCAGCUCGACGAGUUGAAGAACCGCAAGCGCGUGCUUCGUCGUCUGGGCUUCACCAACGAUGCCGAUGUCGUUCAGCUGAAGGCCCGUGUCGCUUGCGAGAUCUCCACUGGCGAUGAGUUGGUGCUUUCCGAGCUGCUUUUCAAUCGUUUCUUCAACGAGCUCACGCCAGAGCAAUGCGCAGCCACACUUUCAGCAUUCAUCUUCGAGGAGAAGAGUGAUGAGGCCCCAGCACUCAAGGAGGAGCUGGCCAAGGCUUACAGAGAAAUCCAGGCACAAGCACGCCAGAUCGCCAAGGUCUCGAUGGAAUGCAAGGUACUAGUGAACGAAGAGGAGUACCUUCAGAGCUUCAAGCACCAGUUAAUGGAGGUUGUGCUCUCCUGGUGCAACGGCGCAUCUUUCGCCGAUAUUUGCAAAAUGACCGAUGUCUACGAGGGCUCCCUCAUCCGACUUUUCCGCCGCCUCGAAGAACUCCUUCGCCAAAUGGCCCAGGCCUCCAAGGUCAUGGGCUCCGAGGAACUGGAGAAGAAAUUCGAGGGCGCCUUAGGCAAGGUCAGACGCGACAUCGUCGCCGCACAGAGUUUGUACUUGUAGAAUGCGUAUCGGACAUACAGGACACUUCAGGACGAGACCACCGGGACUGGAUAUGGGAAAGAGGCGUUCAACAAAAUUGUAGCAUGUAGUAUUCGAACGAUUGCUAUCGCCGCGAAAGGCUUUAGCCAUGCCGGGCCUGACCUUCGUGCCGGAGAGAUUGCUGUGAGCCUUUCGGGGCUUGGUGCGAUGCGAUCUCGACGAUGGUGCCGAGGAGGCUGGCGGGACCUUAGACUGAUCUUUGUCUCUUUCGACUUCUGGACGGC